AUGUUCGGCCAGGUCGUCUGGCAAGUCGCACAUAGGUUGGGCCAUCUCUAUGGCCGUUCUUCGGACUUCGCCAUGGAGAAAGCAGGUCUUCUGCGCAAAGAGAAGCGAGCUCCAAACCGCUACAACCUGUUUAAAACUUUUGCUAGCAGGACGAAACCAGAGGAGGGAGAUCAUGAAGGCCUCCAGCUCUGGAACAGGGCCACGAAUGAGGAGUACAAGAAGCUUAUGGAAGGAGCGACAACAAAAGAAGAGAAAGAUGAACGGAUGCAGGAGGCCGUUAGUUUCAUCAAGAAUCAAGUCAAUGAAGAAGGGACCAAUGUCUGUGACGCGAACCUUCGCUUCGCGUCUCACAUGAAGGAAAUUCGCGAUCUUGUACAUCUGAUUGGUUUGUUCAUCACAUUCUUCUUACAUACACCACUUCUUUUACAGAUCACCAAUAUCAAACGUCACGACAAAUCUUUCGACAUUGCUGGUAUCUUGGUCUACAGCGGCAGAAAUCUAACGGCCAAAGUCUGUGCUAUGCAUGCAGACCAGCAAAUUAAGCAGUCGAUGGAGGAACUAAAUGUGACUCCCUCGACUACAGCUAGCUCCUCAACGGCUCGCGCCCGGACCAGCCUUGCAUCUGCUUUGAAGAAGGAGGCUUCUUCGGAUAAGGAUGUGCUACCUUACACGAAGGAACGUCAGAAACAAUUCACGCGAUUGUUUCUUGAUCUUUUGAGUUGGGAUUCUGCUAUGGUCGACAUAGCCUUCUGCCCGGGAUUUGCACCUACCAAGAUCACAAGCUCUCAAUGGAAGCACCUAUCGACUCUGAUUGUAAAGAAGCUCUUGGUGGUGAAGCCCUGGUCUGAUGAGCAAAGACUAAUCCCAGAGAGUGAAGCUUGCUUCGGCGAGAUCCCUGUCAUUAUUAACUCCAAAGGUCUUCCAAUGGUCUUCGUCAAAGACUCGACUAAAUGGGUCUGUCACAAUUGCUCUAUUUCGGCCCCAACGAAGAAGCGCGAUCAGAAAGGUGAUACAUCUUCCCCUGUCAGUUCUUUCCCUUCGUCUCCGGCGUUGUCCACGAAGAAGCGAUCACAUGACACCGCCAUGGCCUCGCCUGAAGAAGAACUCAAGCACAAGUCCACAAGAGAGUACCACCCUCUGCCGAAACAACCAGAAGUGGAACCUCCCGCUAAACGCCAACGUCACGUCUCCUUCACCUCCCUUCCCGAUAACAUGUUUUAUACCAAACUUCGACAAGCUGAACAUCCAAUCUCCUUCUUUGACCCACUCAAGAACCAGAAAACACCAGCUUCAUCAUCUCGUUCAGUCUCUCAACCCUUCGCUAGUUCUUCAGGUCACAUUGCCUCAUCAUCUCGAUCAGUAUCUCAGCCUUUUGCUAGUACUUCUGGCCAUGCUCGUGUUUCAGGCAAACUCGGCGUAAAUCUCGCCAAAUUCCAGGAGCCGGAUUUGGACUAUGUACCACCGCAAUCCGCUGCCUGGAAGAAGGCGUUAGCAGCGGUGGAUACCGAUUCUCGCCGCAUAACCUCGAACCCCGUCGGGAACAAGCUCCGCGGUUAUCAAUUCCCGGACCCCUUUCUCUUUAUCACCGGCGCAAACCAUAGAAGCAUGAUACUGGCUUGGCUGAUGAUGCAAGCUCAGUGGCUUCAGUCGCUCAUCAACGUCGAUACCGCCCUGCAUUUGCCUGCGCCCCAGCAUUGGCAGAAUUAUCUCUACGAUUUCGCCAAGGAAAUGCGCUUGCUCCCUCCGUUACCCUCAACGAGCAAAGUAGCCCAUGGUGGGGUGCAAAAAAACAAGGGAAAAGAUCGGCUUGUGACAAAGGGGACCAACCGCCGUUCUUCCAAGGCCAAGGAGGUUCAAGCUUCUAUUUUCUCCAAUGCAGUGUCUCUCGGCUCUCGUCCCAAUGUGGUUUAUUGGGGGAACGUGGCAGUCAUGCAAGGGGAAAACGACGCCGGCCUCACCCCUGACAUCAUAUCACAGGUGAUUUGGAACGUGUUUGAACAGAAUUUCCGCCACGAGAUCCGCCAGCUCGACCGUCAUCUCUUGCCUGCUGCCUGGACAUCAGUAUCUGAAGCCGGCUUGCGCGAGAACCUCAUUCGUCGCAUUUUCCCUGAUGACAGCAACGGUGUUGUCAUCUCCACAGAUCCACCUUCUCACGUGGGCCUAGCGGCGGAUAAUUGGCAGGAUCGCGUGAAGUACGUGGAAGCUUUACGACGAGUGGUAUUGGAUAAGACAGUCAAUGGUUGGUUUUUGCCUUUCUUCCCUCCCCAUCUUUGUCCCUCGUCUAACGGCGCCAUGUUCAAACGGAAAGCGGUAAAGUCUCGUGAAGAGCUUCCCAGAAGCUUAGUGGCAGCAGGCACAUUCCAAACACGGAGAGUCUAUGGCACGGGAGACAUGACAUCUGAACCCCGGGCCAAUGUUUACACUCCCCAGGGCCAUUUUGUCCAGCAUAUAGAUUCCUUUCAAGAGGAUCAAACUGAUACUUUCAAGGCUUUGGCCACUGACAUAAUUGGUGAAGCUGAAGGGGUAAAACCAGGUAAAAAGGCACGCCAAUUUCAGCGAUGGGAGGGGGAAAUCCUUCCUGCUCUUAUGCAACCUUAUAUUCAACUCCUGAGGGAGACUGACUCUCUGCGAAAUAUGUUAGAAGUUAGACAGGUGGCUGGUUGUAGUGGUUGUCAUGCCGGGAGAUCUUUAAAAGUUGCAUGUAUAUUUUUUGAAAGGAUUGAGACACUCACUCUGUGCACAUGCACAUCUCCAGCCCUGCAACUGCUUCAGCGGGUUGACCUGAAUAUGCUUGAGUUUGUCAAUGGCCUUUUUGUCAAUGCUGCGCCAAAUACAACAGCUUGGUGUGAGACCUUGGAGUCAUUUCUUGGUAAUAGGAGGUACAAGCUAUCUACUCGAAAUAACUUGCGCCGGCACUUUGGGGCUGCUAUGCAGUGGUAUGCUACACUGAUUGAUAAGAAAAACCACCAGUUGGCCAACUACUUGGAUCAAUUUAGGCUGCCAGUCACUGAUUCUUCAGAUGAUGAUGCAGAAAUGAUCAGUCCAGAUAGUGAAAAUGCUACUCCAGAGGCUGCAUCUGUUCCUGAGACAGAUAAUGAAGAUCAACCGAAUGCAUGCUUCAAGCAGAAAUCAAGAAAGGCUCAAGGCAAGGAACCACCUGCUCCUCAUGAAAAGAGAGUUAAAGCUAGUACUCAGUUCUUCUCAGACACAGGUCUAAUGGCAAUGCUCUGUCGACAUGAUCGGGUUCUGUGGCUUGCCAAUAUGACUUCAGCUGGUGAAAAGCAACAUUAUGCUCUUGUUCUUUUGGAGCGUCUCUUUGAUCACUUACCCUCUACUGCACGUUGUUUCAUGCUUAUGGUCAUCAUGAAACAUCUGGACCGCAAAUCUCUCAUGGGUCUGGGAGACUGGCUAAGGAGAAAAUGGAAUGCUGCUAUUCUGCGAAGAAAUGAGGCUACAGCUGUUUUGGCUGAACUUCAGCAGAAAAAUAUCACUGAAGAUCUCUUGAGAACAAAUUGGGCUGCUCAGAUGGCUCACCAGACAAAACCAAGUCCCAGGCAAGGAAAAAACUUGGUGGACAAGGUUAUUCAAGAGAUUUUGGAGCUAAAGGAUUCUAUGACAGAACUCAAAACAGAGCUAUAUAAGUUUGAGACAAUGAUUCAAAAGGGGAAAUAUGAUGAUGGCUGGGACGUUUCAGAUGUUAGACUGCAUCUGGAAGAUCUUAAGGAAAAAUUUGAGAAGACUGAGAAGUCAUUGAAGUCUAAAAGUGCCACAUUGGGAGCUGAUAGCCGUUUAAAUCUUGAACGCUUGCUGGGCAAUAAGUUCCUUCGACUCCGGGUCAAUGCUUUAGCUGUGAAACAACACUUGAGAAAUCGUCUGCAACAGCGCAAAUUUGAACUAGAUAGUUUAGAGCGAGCAUAUCGUAAGACAACAACCAAUAAAUCUCAAAUAAAGCGCAAAGAACCAGGAAUUCAAAAGUUGGCCAAGAAAUAUAAUGAUAUCUGUGCUGAACUGGAAAAGAUGAUUAAAAGAAAAGAAAGUCCUCGUGGUGCAUGUGCACCACACAGAAUAGCCACUGAUGGCCUGUUCAAACUAGAUGUUGAUGAUGACAUCUGGCAGGAUGUUGGUUUAGAUGACAUGGAUCUCUCUUCUGGCAGGGAAAUCCCACAAUGGCUGGGUGAUGAAGAAGAGUGGAAGUGUGUUAUGAUGGCUAUGCAAAGUGAGCAAGAUCAAGAUGUUAGGCAUCAACUGGAGUUACAUGCAUAUACUUUGCUAUGUCUAUGCAACAUCUGGCAGGAUAAAGUAUGCUUAGUGAUUCCACACAAGACAAUGAGUCCAUCUUGGGGUCCAAGAGUUGAGGAACUUGCACUGGCCCGAACCUGGGAAUCAUCUGAAAUGACAAUGGAGAAUGAGAUUGAUGGUGAAGAAGAGGAUGAGAGUGAUGAUGAUGAAGACCAAGAGGAUGAUGGUGAAGAGCAAGAGUUGCUUGAAGCUGUUGAAAUGGUAGCACUUUCGAGGUCUUUACGCUGCCACUGCUUUUCCGAGCGGACUCCGAGCGGACUCCGUCGGACUGAGGGUAUGCAGAACAGAUAUUUUUCUGCUUUGAAAUGCAGCAAAUUUUCCGGUGAAUGUCCGAAGCUUUUCCGAGCAUUUUUGGUCGGACUGAAAAGUCCGUCGGACUUUUCCGACGGACUUCCGAUGGACUAA
This is a messenger RNA of Laccaria bicolor S238N-H82, 4704 nucleotides long. RefSeq lists its product as uncharacterized. The coding region runs from base 1 to 4704 and encodes 1567 amino acids. The transcript is spliced from 19 exons. The record is from RefSeq and is a predicted model, not a curated record. NCBI's taxonomy places the organism in Eukaryota, Fungi, Basidiomycota, Agaricomycetes, Agaricales, Hydnangiaceae.